This is a messenger RNA of Geosmithia morbida, 1584 nucleotides long. RefSeq names its product sterol 14alpha-demethylase. The record is from RefSeq and is a predicted model, not a curated record. The transcript is spliced from 3 exons. Bases 1 to 1584 code for a protein of 527 amino acids. Gene Ontology annotation, biological process: ergosterol biosynthetic process. NCBI's taxonomy places the organism in Eukaryota, Fungi, Ascomycota, Sordariomycetes, Hypocreales, Bionectriaceae. Gene Ontology annotation, molecular function: monooxygenase activity; iron ion binding; heme binding.
AUGGGUGUCCUCGAAGAGAUUGCGGCGCAUCCCAUCGCCCAGCGGUACCUGCUGCUGGGCACGGCGUCGCAGAUCGGCAUCGCCCUGGGCAGCUUCAUUGCCCUGUCCAUCGUCUACCACAUUACGCGUCAGCUCGUCUUCAAGAGCCGCAAUGAACCCCCCGAGGUGUUUUCCUUCUUCCCCUGGUUUGGAAGCACCGUCAUCUACGGAAUGGACCCCCCCACCUUCUUUGCCACAAACCGCGCCAAGUACGGCGACGUCUUCACCUUCAUCCUCCUCGGAAAAAAGACCACCGUCGCUCUGGGCCCCGCUGGCAACGACUUCAUCCUCAAUGGCAAGCUCAAGGAUGUCAAUGCCGAGGAGAUCUACACUCGUCUUACCACUCCCGUCUUCGGAAGAGAUGUCGUGUAUGACUGCCCCAAUGCCAAGCUCAUGGAGCAGAAGAAGUUCAUGAAGAUUGCCCUGACGACCGACGCGUUCCGAUCCUACGUCCCCAUCAUAUCCAACGAGGUCACCUCGUACUUCAAGCGGUGCCAGGCCUUCAAGGGCAAGAGCGGCAUCGUCAACAUCCCCCAGAACAUGGCCGAGAUCACCAUCUUCACUGCCUCGCACGCGCUGCAGGGCGACGAGGUGCGCAGCCGCUUCGACGAGAAGCUCGCCAGCCUGUACCACGACCUCGACAUGGGCUUCACGCCCAUCAACUUCCAGCUGUGGUGGUUCCCCCUGCCGUCCAACCGCAAGCGCGACCAUGCCCAGCGCACCGUCGCCAAGAUCUACAUGGACAUCAUCCAGGAGCGCCGCGCCGAGAAGGGUGACAACGGCAAGUACGACAUGAUGAAGCACCUGAUGAACUCCAAGUACAAGACGGGCAAGCCCGUGCCGGACCACGAGAUCGCCAACAUGCUCAUCGCCCUGCUCAUGGCCGGCCAGCACUCGUCCUCGUCCACCAGCUCCUGGAUCAUGCUCCGCCUGGCCCAGAACCCCGACAUCAUGGAGGCCCUGUACCAGGAGCAGGUCGAGAACCUGGGAGAGAACCUCCCCGAGCUCACCUACGAGAUGCUGUCCCUCCUGCCCCUCAACCAGGCCAUCAUCAAGGAGACGCUCCGCCUCCAUGCUCCCAUACACUCCAUCCUCCGCGCCGUCAAGCAGCCCAUGGCCGUCCCCGGCACCAAAUACGUCAUCCCCACCUCGCACAACCUCCUGUCCGCCCCCGGCGUCAGCGCCUCCGACCCUUCCUACUUCCCCAACCCGGACAAGUGGGACCCCCGCAGGUGGCUCCCCGGAUCCCCCAACGCUCCCACCCUCAGCCGCAACACCGAGGAGGAGGAGGAGCAGAUUGACUACGGCUACGGUCUCGUCAGCAAGGGCUCCGCCUCCCCCUACCUCCCCUUCGGUGCCGGCCGUCACCGCUGCAUCGGCGAGCACUUUGCCAACGUCCAGCUCCAGACUAUUGUCGCCGAGAUUGUCCGCCUUUUCAAGUUCUCCAACCCCGACGGCGGACACGACAUCAUCGGCACCGACUACACCUCUCUCUUCUCUCGUCCCCUUGAGCCUGCCAACAUCCGCUGGGAGCGCAGGGAUUAA